CAACCUGAGAACACUGCUAAGUGAAAGAAGGCAGUCACAAAAGACUAUAUUAUAUAUGAUUCUAUCUAUAAUAUCCCACAAUAGACAAAUCUAGGCAAAAUGGAUUAGUGGUUGCCGGGGGCUGUGGGAAGAGGGAAUGGAGAAAAUCGUGAAUGGGCAUGGUGUUUCUUUUUGAGGUGACACAAUGUUCUGGAGUUAGAUAGUGGUUAUAGUUGUACAACUUUGUGAACAGACUAAGAACCACUGAAUUGUAUGCUUUUAAAGAGUGAAUAUUAUGGUCUGUUAACAGGUCUCAAUAACGCUGUUAGUUUUUGAAAAGGGAGGCACCCAGGGUGUGAAAUUUAAGGAGGCACUCACUGUCAGGGUCACAUUAAGUACAGGGGUUAACCCCUAAGAGUGUGUGCCUCUUUACAUUUAGUUACCUGGCUUGCCUCUCUCCCUAAUUCAGACCCUCAGGAGAAUGCACUAAUUCAGGUUUGAAUUUGAAAUAGGAAGAGAAAUCUGCUUCAGGAAGUCAUUUAAUCUGUUCUCUUCCUCUGGACAUCAUCACAUCAACAAGAAAGGCUUCUAGUUGCUGGGGUCUCUGGUCACUGGCCACGAGGGAUGGGAAGAAUGUGGGUAUCUGAUAACCUUUCGAACAACCGAAUCAACCAUCCGCAAGCCCGCCCUGCGUCAGCACCCCCAUGUGCUGAGGCAGUCCGGCUCAGUCUGUCUGUUCCCAUCACUUUGGAGAUAAAUGGUAGCGACUGCAUACACAGCAGCACCAGAGCCCAAACACCAGCAGGGGAAAAGGGCUCAGGUCCUAGAAGAGCCUGUAUCAUGGAUGCCCUUUCUGAAGCAAAUGGCACCUUUGCCUUUCACCUUUUAAAGAUGCUGUGUCAGGACAGCCCUUCACGCAACGUGUUUUAUUCUCCUGUGAGCAUCUCUUCUGCCCUGGCCAUGGUCUUCCUGGGGGCAAAAGGAAACACUGCUGCCCAGAUGGCCCAGGUGCUUUCUUUAAACACAGAGAAAGAUAUUCAUCAGAGUUUCCAGUUACUUCUUACUGAAGUGAACAAACCUGGCACCCAGUACUUGCUCAGAACAGCCAACAGGCUCUUUGGAGAAAAGACGUGUGAAUUCCUCUCAUCCUUUAAGGAAUCCUGUCUUCAGUUCUACCAUGCUGAACUUGAGCAGCUUUCCUUUGCCAAAGCUGCAGAGCAGUCCAGGAAACACAUCAACACUUGGGUCUCAAAAAAGACUGAAGGUAAAAUUCAAGACCUGUUGCCGGAUAGCUCGAUUGAUGCACAGACCAGGCUGGUUCUUGUCAAUGCCAUCUACUUCAAAGGAAGGUGGAAUGAACAGUUCAACAAAAUGUACACAAGUGAAAUGCCUUUUAAAAUAAACCAGAAGGAGCAGAGGCCAGUGCAGAUGAUGUUUCAGGAAGCUACAUUUAAGCUUGCCUAUAUUGAAGAGGUGCAGGCCCAGGUCCUGGAGGUGCCCUAUGUGGGUGAGGAGCUGAGCAUGCUCAUUCUGCUCCCGGAUGACAACGUGGAUCUAAGUUCGGUGGAAAAACAUCUCACUUACGAGAAAUUUAGAGCCUGGACCAAGCCAGAUUGUAUGAAGAGUACCGAAGUGGAAGUUUUCCUUCCAAGAUUUAAACUGGAAGAGGAUUAUGACAUGGAAUCUGUGCUUCAGCGUUUGGGAAUGGUUGAUGCCUUCCAGGGGGACAAGGCUGACUUUUCAGCAAUGUCAGCUGAGAGAGAUCUGUGUCUGUCCAAGUUUGUGCACAAGAGUGUCGUGGAGGUGAAUGAGGAAGGCACAGAGGCCGCGGCUGCCUCGGCCGUCGUGGUUGUGGAGUGUUGCAUGGUAUCUGGACCAAGGUUCUGUGCUGACCAUCCCUUCCUUUUCUUCAUUAGGCACAAUGCAGCCAACAGCAUUCUGUUCUGCGGCAGGUUUUCUGCUCCCUAAGGGUGAGCAUUUCCUGUGUCCUCCUGUCUUGCACCACAGCCCUGUGAACAUGGGUCUUUAAAGCCAAGUGCCUAGGUGAUGAGGGCAGAUUCCUCAUCCAUCUGAAUCUCAUGCUUGUCCACAUUCAGCUCUCUCCAUACUGACCACUCAUUUGCCCUACUUAGUCGAGAUCAUGGGACAAUAGAACUUAAUGAUUCCCUGUUGUAUUUAAAAUGCAGUCCAAAUCCCAUAGGAUGGCAUACAAAAUUUUCCUAGAUGACUCCAGACUUCUUCCCCACUCAUUCCACAUGUAACUCAUUUUAGUUACACCAUGUUCUGCCUUGUACCUCAAAACUUGUUGCAUACUUGUCUUAGCCUAUUUCAGUAGUAGUACGUGCUUCUAGCUAAGGCAACUGUUUUAUAGUUUUCCUGGUACAUGUGCUUCUUAGAGUUUGUUUAAUGCACAUUUUUAUUUUAUCUUUGACAUUCAUGCAUCACCAAGUAUGUGGAAAACAGGGCAUCAGGCAUUGGAGACAAAGGGGCAGAGUCAUGGUCUUUUGACAUCUGGUCUUUAAUACUCAUGCUGGAAUGAUGUAGCUUUUAUGACAGCCAGAUUGGACUAGGCAAUGUCCUUAAACGUAUCAUGUGAUCCUCUUGUAGGGAUCAGACAUUCUUCCUGUUAAUUAUAUUUCUCCACCUCCAACUCUAACAGUAAAAAUUUCAUUCAACUCUUAAAGCUCA
Neofelis nebulosa (Clouded leopard) is the source of this 2667-nucleotide messenger RNA. It is a transcript of the gene SERPINB9, whose product is annotated as serpin family B member 9. Gene Ontology annotation, molecular function: serine-type endopeptidase inhibitor activity. Bases 604 to 1947 code for a protein of 447 amino acids. Gene Ontology annotation, biological process: negative regulation of endopeptidase activity. Gene Ontology annotation, cellular component: cytoplasm. Lineage: Eukaryota; Metazoa; Chordata; Mammalia; Carnivora; Felidae. The record is from RefSeq and is a predicted model, not a curated record. The transcript has 7 exons.